AGGUCGCAAGUGCUUGUGGGCAGUGAGAUUUUUGAAUAGGGAAGAUGGCAGCCGCGGCAGUGGUGGAGUUUCAGAGAGCUCAAUCUCUCAUUAGCACAGACAGAAACGCUUCUAUUGACAUUUUACAUUCAAUAGUGAGACGGGAUGUCCAGGAGGAUGAUGAAGAGGCGGUUCGUGUCAAGGAGCAAAGCAUCCUGGAGCUGGGCACUCUCCUGGCCAAGACAGGACAAGCUGCAGAGCUUGGAGGCCUGCUGAAGUUUGUGAGGCCUUUCCUGAUCUCCAUAAGCAAGGCAAAGGCAGCACGGUUGGUGCGCUCGCUCCUGGAUCUAUUUCUGGACAUGGAGGCAGCCACGGGCCAGGAGGUUGAGCUGUGUCUGGAAUGCAUUGAAUGGGCUAAAGCUGAGAAGAGAACCUUCCUCAGACAGGCCCUAGAGGCUCGACUCAUUUCACUCUAUUUUGACACCAAGAGAUACCAGGAAGCCCUUCAUCUAGGCACCCAGUUGCUGCAGGAGCUGAAGAAGAUGGAUGAUAAAGCUCUACUGGUGGAAGUCCAGCUGCUAGAGAGUAAAACCUACCACGCUCUCAGCAACCUUCCCAAAGCCAGGGCUGCCCUCACCUCAGCCAGGACCACCGCCAAUGCCAUUUACUGUCCCCCAAAGCUCCAGGCAGCUCUUGAUAUGCAGUCAGGUAUCAUCCAUGCAGCUGAGGAAAAAGAUUGUAAAACUGCCUAUUCUUACUUCUUCGAGGCUUUCGAGGGCUACGAUUCCAUUGACAGCCCCAAGGCAGUCACUGCACUGAAAUACAUGCUUCUCUGCAAGAUCAUGCUCAGCUUGCCAGAGGAGGUACAGGCCUUGAUCAGUGGCAAACUGGCUCUGCGAUAUGCGGGGCGACAGACCGAUGCACUGAGAUGUAUAGCACAAGCCAGCAAGAACAGAUCAUUAGCAGAUUUUGAAAAGGCCCUGACAGAGUACACUAAAGAGCUGAGGGACGACCCCAUCAUCAGUACGCAUUUGACCAAGCUUUACGACAAUUUGCUGGAACAGAACCUCAUUCGGGUCAUUGAGCCUUUUUCCAGAGUACAGAUUACACAUAUAGCUGGUCUCAUCAAACUCUCAAAGGAUGAUGUUGAGAGGAAACUGUCACAAAUGAUCCUGGACAAAAAGUUUCAUGGAAUCCUUGACCAAGGUGAAGGAGUGCUCAUCAUAUUUGAGGAGCCGCCUGUGGACAAGACUUACGAGGCAGCUCUAGAAACCAUACAGAACAUGAGCAAAGUUGUGGAUUCACUGUACAACAAGGCUAAGAAGUUAACAUAGAAUAAACGUCAGAAGCUGCUACUGUGUGAAAUGGUUGUAUGCGUGUGAGUUUGCCCGUGUGUAUGCGUGUAUGGCCAACAUGUGGAACUUUUUUUUCACAGCAAAAAGGGACAACAUUGAGCAAGAUCUACUUGUUCCCCAGUUGAGAGUUUUUAAUGUUUCUUUUCUUUCAAAUGGACAAUUUCAUCUUUCUGAUCUUCUGACCUUUUUGUUGUUCUUCUCUGUAUCUCUCAACGGCCAACACAGGCCAUCAGGGAAUGUUGUACAACUACAAUAAAAUCCUAAAAUGUCAUGUAGAAAUGUAUAGCUCUUCUACAUUUAAAGUUUUUUAAUUACAGCAACUUUGUGAUACAGAGACUCCUGGUUUCGGUUGUCGGCGGUUCAUCGGUUGUUUGCUGUAGUGCAUAUCUUUUUUUCUCAUUUUAUGGACGCACAUUAUCUGAUUGUUGUAGGUAAGAGAUUCAAAGGAACUUGCCUGUAAUAAAGAGGCUCUGUAAUAAGCACAGUUGCCAAUCAUAUUACCACACACACUCACUAGAAAAUUUAGUAUGAUCAAGGGUAUUGUUUGCUGUUUACUUUUACAGUAUACCUGCCGUCUUUACGGUUUUGUAUUUACAGUGUACUGUUUGCCAAGUUAGGUUGGUUAUAUUAAAUGGCCCAAUCGUACAAAGGUUUUAGUCAUCUUUGAUUAAAAGAUAAUUUUCCCACUGUACUGAAGUUUAUUCUUGUAUCGUUCAUUAAUUUUUCCCCUGAUCAGUAUCUCGAUGCAAACUCCAUUUCUAGUUUGCCAGCAAUAGACCAUUAUAUAUAAGUUAAAUACUCAUAUUAUUUUAAAAUUCAAUGUUUUGUACUUUUUUUUUAUCUUAUCGAUUUUCUUGUAAAUGUAUAAUUUCACACAUCCUUUGCAAAAAAAAUUAUUUAUGUUCUCAUUUAUUCUGUUUAGUGUGGAAUUAUAAAAGUUCUUAUGGGAGAAUGGUGUUUUUAAAAGACUUUUUAAAGUCCAGUGUUGAUUUGAGAGCUUCCUGCAUGUGAUUGUGAUUGAUUUGUAGUGGCGAUCUAGCUUUGAACAGUCGAAAAUUUAGUGAGAGAAUAAACACUUUGGAAAGUAAUGUUUUUUUUUUUUGGGUCACAAAUGUCCAUUAUCAAAGCUCAACAUUUCAACCAUCGAAAUCUUGGUAUAGGCAUAUUACAGUUUGAGGAAAGUGACUGUUUUAUUUUUGUAUGAGUUGGCCUGUUCACUAAUUAAAGUGUUUUGAUUACAUUA
Rhinichthys klamathensis goyatoka is the source of this 2577-nucleotide messenger RNA. RefSeq names its product proteasome 26S subunit, non-ATPase 11b (gene psmd11b). Gene Ontology annotation, molecular function: protein binding; structural molecule activity. Lineage: Eukaryota; Metazoa; Chordata; Actinopteri; Cypriniformes; Leuciscidae. Bases 45 to 1313 code for a protein of 422 amino acids. Gene Ontology annotation, biological process: ubiquitin-dependent protein catabolic process. The record is from RefSeq and is a predicted model, not a curated record. Gene Ontology annotation, cellular component: proteasome regulatory particle, lid subcomplex. The transcript is spliced from 13 exons.